AUGAAUACAAAUCCAAGUAUUAUAUCAGGACUCACCGGGAGUACUUUGAUUGAAAACUCAUGGAGGCCAGGAAAGAAUGUUUUUAAGAACUUUUUCACUUACAGAGUGUCACAAAGUUCAAUAAACCAAUUUGAAAAUAGGUUCGGAUAUGGUUUCGCAUAUUCCAGAAUGAAAGCAAUCACUUCAAAAAAGUAAGAUUUGCCUAAAAUAAUAUUUUUAUUUGAUCGACUCUAUUCGGUGAUGAUCACUAAAAUACCUAAUGUAAAAUUCAUAAUGUUGAUUUAAUGAACGGUGUGGUUUUGUGAUAGGUACAAUAUGAUCGAAUUGUGUCUAUCUAUUUAAUACUAGAUGUUCCUUCCCAAGUUGCUCGGACUACUUUUAUUGUUUAAAUCAAAUCAAAAUUUAAAUUUGAAAAAUGUUCAUUUAGAAAACAUAAUGGAAAAAUAUCGGUCAUGAUUCAUGAUUCAUAAAUAUUCUAAAUUAUAUGUUGAUUAUAGGUAGCUAAAUAUAUUAAAACUAAAAUUUACUAAAAAAAAAGGUAAAAUAACCUGUAUAUAUAUAUUUUUUUUUUAAUUCAGCUAUAUCGUGCCGUAUUACAAACAAUAUAGGUAAUUCUAUAAAAACAGCUAAAUAAAUAUUUGAGUCAAAAAUUAAAAAAUAUACUUUUUUUUUUCAACGAUUAAAUAUGACAUUUAUUUUAGCUAAUCAACGCAUAUCAUAAUUAAUUGGUUAUAAAUAAAUGUUUACUGGUGUUCUUUAGUGGUUUUAAUUCUAUGGUGCCCUACCCAAAACUAUGCACAUACGUCGAUACAAACUUAAAUAAGGAUAUUUCCUACUCUUUAACCUACAACGUGAUGGGCAACUUGUGGGCCCACAUCACUGGCCAAGCCUUGGGAAAUCGGUCGAAUAACAAUGUUACCGGAUCUAUUGAGUGGGCUAACAAAAAUGUUAGCUUGCAAAUGUCCGCCAUCAAAGCAAAGAAUCAAAAGAACCUAGUAAAUAUUAGUUUCACGAGGCGAUUAUUUAGCCCUUGGUUGUUCGGUGGCCAGUGUACAGUAGUAGCCGAAAAAGGAAUACCUGCAUCAAGUUUAAUCAAAAGUUAUGAAGGCAUGUUUGGAUACCAACAUGAUAAACUAACUUAUGCAGUCACUGUGGACCAAUCUCUGUCUACGGCCGUGCGGGCCGUAGCACGCUUUAAGUCCAACACGACUUAUUUAGAACUAAGAAGUGAACAUGGUAAAAAUGAAUUGAAAUGCAUGCUUGCGCAACAGGUCGUCCUUUCCGAAAAUUUGUCUGUUCAAG
Messenger RNA from Cinara cedri, 1302 nucleotides. NCBI's taxonomy places the organism in Eukaryota, Metazoa, Arthropoda, Insecta, Hemiptera, Aphididae. The record is from the annotation of a GenBank genome assembly.